AUGAUCCUCCCCGCCCUAGCAGCCGCUGCCGCAGCCGCUGCCGUCAUCACCACCACGGCGAUGCCGCCGACCGCAACAACGCCCAGCAACACCAAUACCAAUACCACACCAACAUCACAGUUCGACCUGAACACGUUCCUCACAGCCCUGUCAGUCGUCCUCGCCGCGCUCGCCAUCGGCAUCAGCUGCGCGCUGGGCCGGCUGCAGCUGCGCGCGGCCGCCAUGCAGAUCCACGUCGCGCAGCUGCAGCUCCGCCAGCAGCGCCUCGACAAUGCACACCUCCGCCAGCACGUCGUGUGCAUCCUGGGGAGGAUUUGA
Molecule: messenger RNA, 318 nt
Organism: Lasiosphaeria miniovina
Lineage: Eukaryota; Fungi; Ascomycota; Sordariomycetes; Sordariales; Lasiosphaeriaceae
Exons: 1
Coding region: 1-318 (105 amino acids)
Source: RefSeq, a predicted model, not a curated record